GUGAAGCAAGGUAGGCUUCCCAGCACCCCUCCAUGCACAGCAGGGGCUGGCCAGCCUCAGCCAGGCCAGAUGGAGCCCUGGAGGGUGGGGCCGGCUGCCCAGCUAGAGUGUCUCCUUUUGCUUCCAGCAGGAAAGAAAAGGCCUCCUGUCAAUAGCAGAAUCAUCUACGUUUUCCCUGCCUUCCUCACUUAAAUGCUUUCGAGGAGUGGGAGGAAGAAAUUGGAGGCUGGAAUGAAUACCCUUUGCCCUCCUCUGAAAGCAGCCUGGAAGGGGUGAGGGGGUGUAGGAGCAGAGACUUCAAGUGGCCCCCACCUGCCAAACCAUUCUCAGGGACAGGUACCAGCUGCGAUGUUGGCAGCAGCCACUCCCCUGCAAGGAGCACCUCCCACUUCCUGUCCCGCACACCUGCCUCAUUGGAAAGUGACGCACCCACUGUUUGGCCUCGGCAGCCUGAUGUUUCUCAUCACACAGGAAGACGGUCAUGCUACAGGAAGACCUCGGACUUUGCAUCCAGCAGAUGAUUGUUCUAGGGAUUGCCAGACCGAGAACACACCACACACCCAGAAGGCACCCAAGUCGCAGAGCCUGAUAUUGUUCCCGGAGCACCAUUGCAUCACCCUUGACCACAAGACCUGCGUCAUUGGAGUUGUCUCAAAAACUUGGGACUCUGGAGAUAAAACCUCAUUGCAAGGCUACCUUUGCCACUGCAUCUUAGCAGCUUUUGAAGCAAAGCAUUUCAAUAUUUAGAUACUGUGUGUUUCUAAUGGGUACUGGGAUCAAAAUAAUAAAAACUCAGUCUGCAAAGGGAGAA
This is a messenger RNA of Nomascus leucogenys (northern white-cheeked gibbon), 811 nucleotides long. RefSeq lists its product as uncharacterized. The coding region runs from base 349 to 747 and encodes 132 amino acids. The transcript is spliced from 2 exons. Lineage: Eukaryota; Metazoa; Chordata; Mammalia; Primates; Hylobatidae. The record is from RefSeq and is a predicted model, not a curated record.